Botrytis porri is the source of this 1590-nucleotide messenger RNA. RefSeq lists its product as uncharacterized. The record is from RefSeq and is a predicted model, not a curated record. Gene Ontology annotation, biological process: mRNA cis splicing, via spliceosome. NCBI's taxonomy places the organism in Eukaryota, Fungi, Ascomycota, Leotiomycetes, Helotiales, Sclerotiniaceae. The transcript has 2 exons. Bases 113 to 952 code for a protein of 279 amino acids. Gene Ontology annotation, cellular component: spliceosomal complex; cytosol.
AAACAAUUGUCAUUCAUUCACGAAACUUAUAAAUUCAAAGUCGAAUUCAAACGAAUCAGAAACGGCGAAGCUUUAGACACCCUUACUUUGCUUUCUUUAUUCGAAAGCCAACAUGCCUCUAUCAACAAUCCACUCGGCGCCAACUUUGGACUCAUUCACACCUUUAGUAGAACAUCAAACACAAACACCAAGCACAUUCUACGAUGCUAGGCCUGUGUUGCAUUAUCAUGCCAAAGGUGCGCGCGCAGUUGCCUAUGGAGACUAUAUAAAAGAAUUGCCAUUUUUUGCAGAGGGACCAGCACAGAAUUCAGAGGCAGCUGUUGUAGAGACAGUUGACGCCUAUAUUUCUACUGAGAAUGUCACUAUAUUCAAUAAAACUACCUCAGCUGGACUCGCAGUUCCCUAUACCUCUAUAUCCUUACAUGCCAUACAACGUCUGCCUGAUCCUACAGAUGCAUUGAAAGGAGAGGUGACUGGGUUGUUCAUGCAAUUAGAGACUCCUCCUUCAGCUGGAGAUGAUAUGCCAUCAAUUAUCGAGCUGGUCCUCAUUCCCGCCGAACCAGAUGCUACACAAACAUUAUACGAAGCGUUAACGAAUUGCUCGAAUCUUGUACCAGACGAAGAAGACGAAGAUAUGGAAGCUGGAGGUCCUGAAUUUCAAUUCGAAGGUAAUAUUGGAUAUGAAGGUAUUACCGGACUUCCAGGAGUACAGCAAGGAGCUACAGAUGGUGGAUUACCGCCUCCAUUCCCAGGUAGUGGCGGCUGGAUUACUGCGGAGAAUGUUUCGGAAUAUUUUGACGCAGAUGGAAAUUGGAUUGGAGGUGAAGAAUCUGUUGAAGUACUUGGUGAAGGCGCUGGAAGGGUCAGGGGACAUGAUGAGGUCCACGGAGAGGCUGAAACAAAUGGUCACGAUGAGGGUGAUGACGCUAGCAAACGUCCAAGGACCGAUUGAGAAGACAAUACUCUGGAUCUUUGCAGUUGCGAAACGUGGUUCCAAGCUGACCGAGCCUAUUAUAUCACAGAUUCACACGCCUCGAAAUCCCGCAACCGAAACCAAACCUCUUGGAGAGACACCCUGGACAUUUUCGCUGAGCCAUUAAGGCUCAUGGUCGGAGAAGAGCUAUGCAAAUAAAUACCCAUUUCGCUACUUGGAAGCUUCCUCCAGGUAACCAAAGGGGAAAAAUGCGACGCGAUAUUCAAUAUAAAACAAUAAAGCGCACAGAAAUGUAUAUGUGUCUUCCAUGUGAUAGGUAACAAGCGGGGUGGUAAUGACAUCUCUACAUUUUAAUAACGUUUGUAUCUUUGAUUCUUGGUAAACUUUAUCUAUCAACAAUAUUACCGAUUCUUUUCUCUUUACAAUCAUUGUCCGCUAAUUAUCAUUCUUCUUUGUGUUGUUUCGAGCUAUUUCGCGCUCAGCGUCUGACGUUCAAAUGACUUGCGCUUCUUAUAUUUAUUCCUUCUCAAUUUAAUUUAUGAACCUCGAUGCAGGUUACUAUAUGAGUAAUUAGUCAGGCACUAAUCUCUAUCUCUUUAUCUUUCGAUCAUUUCGUAGAUUUUAUUUUUCAUCUUUGACCUUAACACAAGCUUAAU